GUAUUUCUCGCCUCAGUCUCUGAAAUUUUCAAACAUCUGCUCGCCCUCUCGAUCCUUAGCUGAAAGAGUGAAGUCAGCUUUAGAAAAGAUCGCCGAUUUAAACGCAAAAUGUCGAAAGUAACCUUCAAAAUAACUCUUACGUCCGACCCAAAAUUGCCUUACAAAGUACUUAGUGUACCAGAAAAUACACCAUUCACAGCAGUGCUAAGAUUUGCUGCCGAAGAAUUUAAAGUUCCUCCUGCUACAAGUGCUAUUAUAACAAAUGAUGGUAUUGGAAUCAACCCAACUCAAAGUGCAGGGAAUGUAUUUUUAAAGCACGGCUCUGAACUACGACUUAUACCAAGGGACCGAGUGGGAAGCCAACAUACGUGACUAGAAUGAAUUAUUUAUUAAAUGCCAAAGGGAUUAACACCAAAUACAAA
Messenger RNA from Nematostella vectensis (starlet sea anemone), 422 nucleotides. Its product is annotated as ubiquitin-fold modifier 1. Lineage: Eukaryota; Metazoa; Cnidaria; Anthozoa; Actiniaria; Edwardsiidae. The coding region runs from base 109 to 372 and encodes 87 amino acids. Gene Ontology annotation, cellular component: cytoplasm; nucleus. The record is from RefSeq and is a predicted model, not a curated record. Gene Ontology annotation, biological process: protein K69-linked ufmylation. The transcript has 6 exons.